UCACCAACAACAUAUCCGGGUGCUUAAUUCCUUGGUGACAUUCGCUACUGCUACUAGCUGCUUCUGCCAAUGGCUUCUUCCUUCACUAAGUUUGUUGCUUGUCUUACCCUCCUGGCCCUCCUCCUUGGCACCUCCUCUGCUCAACUCACUCCUGACUUCUACUGCGACUCUUGCCCUGGCCUCCUUGAUGCCGUCCGAAACCAGAUCAAGUUGGCAGUGGCCAGAGAGAACAGGAUGGGUGCCUCCAUUCUCCGCCUGUUCUUCCAUGACUGCUUUGUUAACGGAUGUGAUGGAUCAUUGCUGCUGGAUGACACGCCAACAUUCGUUGGGGAGAAGAGGGCAGCUCCCAAUCUGAACUCAGCCAGAGGGUUUGAGGUGAUUGAUGCUGUCAAGGCAGCAGUGGAGGAGGUUUGCCCUGGUGUCGUCUCUUGUGCCGAUAUCCUCGCAAUCUCUGCUAGAGACUCUGUUGUUGAGUUGGGCGGACCAAGUUGGAACGUGAAGCUGGGAAGAAGGGAUGCCUUAACAGCGAGCCAAGCUGCAGCCAACACCAGCAUUCCACCUCCCACCAGCAACCUCGAUCAACUUGUCUCCAGUUUCCAAGCCCAAGGCCUCUCUGCCCAAGACAUGGUUGCUCUAUCAGGUGGCCAUACCAUUGGGCAGGCAAGGUGUACCAGCUUCAGAAGCCGCAUAUACAAUGAGACCACCAUAGAUGGAUUCUUUGCUGCAACCAGGCAAGCCGGGUGCCCAAGGACCGCUGGUUCAGGGGACAACAAUUUGGCACCUCUUGACAUGCAGAGCCCUACCUGCUUUGACAACUACUACUACAAGAACCUCGUCGCCAGGAGAGGCCUCCUCCACUCCGACCAGCAACUGCUCAGCGGUGGGUUCAGUGACUCCCAAGUUAGGCUUUACAGUGGAGACUCUGAUGCCUUCAGCAGGGACUUCGUUGCGGCCAUGAUCAAGAUGGGAGACAUCAAGCCCCUCACCGGCAACAAUGGCGAGAUUAGGAAGAACUGCAGGAGGGUGAACUAAGAGAAAGGCUGUUAUUGCCUUGAUUACUGUGUCAUUUAAAUCCAAAUUCAGUGGUGUGUGACGUAUCUUGAGAAAAAUAAUACAUUCCCUACGGAUCUUUUGUUUGGUCUUUGUGUAAUAUGUUGGUCUUCAAUUUAUUUUCUGGCGUUAUUUCCUGUAAGUGUAUGCUGAUUGGCAGCAUGUUGCCAAGUUAAUUUCAGUAAAUAAUAUAACUGUUCUACUCUUA
Messenger RNA from Nymphaea colorata (pocket water lily), 1258 nucleotides. RefSeq names its product peroxidase P7-like. The record is from RefSeq and is a predicted model, not a curated record. The transcript has 4 exons. NCBI's taxonomy places the organism in Eukaryota, Viridiplantae, Streptophyta, Magnoliopsida, Nymphaeales, Nymphaeaceae. Gene Ontology annotation, molecular function: heme binding; peroxidase activity. Bases 70 to 1032 code for a protein of 320 amino acids. Gene Ontology annotation, biological process: hydrogen peroxide catabolic process; response to oxidative stress.